This is a messenger RNA of Fusarium proliferatum ET1, 552 nucleotides long. RefSeq lists its product as uncharacterized. The record is from RefSeq and is a predicted model, not a curated record. Bases 1 to 552 code for a protein of 183 amino acids. NCBI's taxonomy places the organism in Eukaryota, Fungi, Ascomycota, Sordariomycetes, Hypocreales, Nectriaceae. The transcript has a single exon.
AUGAAGUUCUCAACCUUCAUCGCUCCUCUCAUCUCAAUCCCUCUGGUCUUCGCCAGCCCCAACCCCAACAACGACCACUACCCACCUCCCCCCAAGACCAAGACCGUGACCGCAACAGUCACCCACACCGUCACCAAGCCCAUCUACAAGCCCCCGAUCACCAAGACCGAGACCGUCACCAAGAAGUACCCCGUCACCAAGUACGAGACUGAGACCGUCACAAAGUACAAGUGGAAGCCUCCCAUCACCAAGACCGAGUAUGUCACAAAGUGGAAGCCUCCCGUGACAAAGUACGUGACCAAGACCGAGACCGACACCGUCACCAAGUGGAAGCCCCCCGUUACCAAGUAUGUCACCAAGACACAGACCGACACUAUCACAAAGUGGAAGCCUCCUAUCAUCAAGACAAAGACGGAAACCGAGACCGACACCGUCACCAAGUACAAGUGGAAGCCUGCCAUCACCAAGUACAAGACCGAGACUGUUACCAAGACGGUCACCAAGCAGCCUUAUCCUACUCACCACAAGCCCGGCAAGGACUACAAGGCUUAA